ACAAAAGAGAGAGAGAGAACAAAAAAAAAAAUCAAAAUCUCCGGUGAUUCAGGAACCGUACGUCGGAGAUUGUUAAACACGGUGAGGGAAAAAAGAUGGCGGGACAAUCACGAAAAUGGAUGAUUCUCGUAGCGACGAUCUGGAUUCAAGCUUUCACUGGUACGAAUUUCGAUUUCUCGACGUACUCGUCGAAUUUGAAAUCGGUUCUAGGGAUUUCGCAAGUACAAUUGAAUUAUCUCGCCGUUGCUUCGGAUCUUGGGAAAGUUUUCGGUUGGUCAUCGGGACUUGCACUCUUGUAUUUCCCUCUUUGGACGGUUCUUUUCGCGGCGGCGAUUAUGGGUUUCGUUGGUUAUGGUGUUCAAUGGCUCGUCAUCACUAACGUUAUCUCUUUGCCUUAUAUUCUGGUAUUUCUAUGUUGUUUACUAGCUGGGCUAAGUAUCUGUUGGUUUAACACAGUCUGCUUUGUGCUCUGUAUCAGAAACUUUCCAGCAAACAGAUCACUUGCACUUUCUCUCACAGUGAGCUUCAAUGGCGUAAGUGCUGCUUUGUACACUCUUGCUUAUAACGCAAUCAAUCCUGUUUCUACAGAACUAUACCUACUCUUAAACGCUCUUGUACCUCUUUUUGUUUCAUUCGCUGCUCUCAUCCCUAUUCUUCGCCAACCGCCUCUUGAACCUCUUCCACCAGAUGGAGUUCGAAGAGAUUCUCUCAUGUUUCUCUUGCUUAACAUAUUAGCGGUCUUGAAUGGUGUUUAUCUGCUUCUCUUUCGUUCAAAGACUUCUGAUGUAACUUCAGCUCGUCUUCUCUUUGGUGGAUCAUUACUUCUCUUGAUUCUUCCUCUAUGCCUUCCUGGUCUAGUCUAUGCUCGUAAUUGGUAUCUACACAAUAUCCACUCCAGUUUCCGUCUAGAAGGUUCUGGUUUUAUUCUUGUUGAUGUUGAUGAGCUUGAGAUGCAUAAAGGAAUGGUGACACGUGAAGCCAGCCUUGAAGGCUACCAGUUGCUAAACGAUGAUGUAGUGCGAGCUGUCAAUACUCCUGAUCAGAAGAGUUUCAUUGAAGAUGACGACGGAUGUUGUUGCACUAAGCUUAUUACAAGAAAUCAGCUUGGGAUGCUUGGAGAAGAACAUCCUUUAUCUUUACUCUUAUGCAGAUCAGAUUUCUGGCUUUACUAUAUAGCCUACUUUUGCGGCGGCACGAUUGGGCUGGUUUAUAGCAACAACCUGGGACAGAUUGCACAAUCUUUAGGACAAAGCUCAGAGACAACAACUCUUGUAACGCUUUAUUCGUCUUUCUCAUUCUUUGGUCGAUUACUUUCAGCAACACCAGACUAUAUCAGAGCGAAGGUUUAUUUUGCUAGAACAGGGUGGCUAGCCGUUGCUCUUUUACCAACCACAAUUGCUCUUUUCUUGUUGGCAUCAUCAGGAAGCUUGGCAGCGUUACAAGCAGGAACAGCUCUAAUCGGUCUAAGCUCGGGUUUCAUAUUUGCAGCAGCGGUUUCCAUAACAUCUGAGCUUUUUGGACCCAACAGCGUCGGGGUUAACCACAACAUCCUCAUCACAAACAUACCGAUAGGAUCAUUGGUCUACGGUUUCUUAGCUGCUUUGGUCUAUGAAUCCCACAGUGUGGCUGGGUCAAAGACCGAGUCAGUUAUAUGUAUGGGACGAGACUGUUAUCUCCUAACGUUUGUGUGGUGGGGAUGCUUGUCGGUGAUUGGACUAGCUUCAAGUGUUGUUUUGUUUCUGAGAACUAGACGAGCCUAUCAACGUUUUGAACAAGAUCGUAUAACUUCGAGCAUGCUCUAUUCUUAGAAUUUUCUCCAACAAAUUGGGGGAAGAGUUGGAAACGGUGACUCAAACUUGUGCAGAGAUGUGUUAGUGCACAUAAGUUUUGAUCCUUUUUGCAGAAAUAAGAAUAAAGAGGGAGUCUUAGGACAUAAGUGUGUUCAGAUGAAGAGUUUUUUUCAGAUUUGCUUUUGGUAUAUACUGCAAUCACUUCACCUUGUAGAA
Molecule: messenger RNA, 2006 nt
Organism: Arabidopsis lyrata subsp. lyrata
Lineage: Eukaryota; Viridiplantae; Streptophyta; Magnoliopsida; Brassicales; Brassicaceae
Product: protein NUCLEAR FUSION DEFECTIVE 4
Exons: 3
Coding region: 96-1808 (570 amino acids)
Cellular component (GO): membrane
Source: RefSeq, a predicted model, not a curated record